This is a messenger RNA of Pipra filicauda (Wire-tailed manakin), 2831 nucleotides long. RefSeq names its product adenylate kinase 8 (gene AK8). The transcript has 12 exons. Gene Ontology annotation, cellular component: cytoplasm. Bases 1269 to 2495 code for a protein of 408 amino acids. Gene Ontology annotation, molecular function: ATP binding; AMP kinase activity; nucleoside diphosphate kinase activity. Gene Ontology annotation, biological process: nucleoside triphosphate biosynthetic process. NCBI's taxonomy places the organism in Eukaryota, Metazoa, Chordata, Aves, Passeriformes, Pipridae. The record is from RefSeq and is a predicted model, not a curated record.
CCUUUUCUGAUGCAGCAGCAUGAGGAAUCAAUCUGAGUUUAGAGACCCAUGGAAAAUAUGUGGAAGAAUUUCAUGUAGUUUGAUAGAAUGCUGAUAAAAUUUCUCCACAUUGAGCUUACAUUUGUCCCUAAGCCCCUCAGUAUUAUUCAAACAGAAUUAGGCAGGUUUCCAUUUCAGGACUUCAGUACUUAGAGGCUAAAGAUAGAACUACAGCAGCUGUUUGUCAAAGGGAAAAUGCUGUCUGCUCUUGGGCUGGAAAAACCUACUGAGGAAGGAGAGGAACUCCAAUUAAAAUUAAAGCCUAAAUGUUGUUUUAAGAAUAAAUUAUAUGGAAAAUAAUGUAACAGAAAUGUGUAGCAGAGUUGCUUUUACUUUUUGAUCAUGGUGGAAGGUGCUGACUAUUUAGAAGGAAAAAAAAACCUUAUUAGAGCCAUCAGGAGAGUGAUGAAUUUUCAUGAUCUUGCCUUGCCAGACAGUUUUAGCCCUAGAGAAAAUUUCAAACAGAGAUGUGUGGAAAAGAGGCAUUGCAUCUAUCCCAGGUGUGAAGUUAGAAAACCUUUUUAAUUAAUAAUAGGAUCUAAAGUACUUUUAAAAAUAUAAACAAGUCUAAUGAUGAUUAUGGCUUACAUCUGCCUUGAAAACCUCGUAGGUCAAAUGUGUGGCAAAGUGCUUGUGCUCAGGGCUCUGCACUGGUGUUCUUUUAUGUGUUCCUUCUAAAAACCUUAAAGGGCCACAUAAAGGCUGAUAAUUCUUUCACAUUCAGAGAUGCAAGUUUUCUACACGGUGUCUUGGUUUGUGCUAAUGAAAAGGAGCUUUCAGGAUCCAAGAGGCGUUUCUGUGAGUUCUUCCUUUACAGCCAAACUUCUGAAGGAAUGUUAAAAAAUUCUGCAAGACUGUUCAGCAUGUACCAUGUGCUUCUGUUUGACAAAGGGCUUCUCUUACAAGUUGAACAAAUUUCGUUGUGUUAAUAUUAAUAAUAAAAUCUUUUGGAUUUAAAUGGAAGUCACUGAGUCCAGCUGUUAUUUUGCAUUAUUCCAGGAUUAAUUUUGUUGUUGAUAAAAUCGCUGUUGAAUGUUAAAAGUUACUUUGCUUGGAAGAGUAAAUCCUGUAACAUCUCAUCGGGACUAAACACAGAAUGAAAUAUGAUUUGUUACUGAAGACAAAGGCAUUUUCUGGAAUUUCCUGAUUUCAUUUGGCUGCUGCUUCGGAUCUCUGCUCCAAAAAUUUGUAUACUUGGUCCACCUGCUUCUGGGAAAACUACAGUUGCAAUGUGGCUUAGUAAACAUUUUGAUGCCAUACGUGUCUCUCAGGAGACUUUGUUAUUCAACGAAACAUUAGCGCUGACGGAGGAAGCAAAGGCACAUAAAGAAAAAAAUCAGAAAAUUCCCAACGCGCUUUGGGCCAAUCUGAUCCAGGAACGUCUGUCAAACGUGGACUGCAUCAAACAAGGAUGGAUUUUGGAAGGCUUCCCUGAAAAUCAGGAACAGGCAUGGAUGCUGCAAUCCUUUGGCAUCUUUCCUAGACAUGUUGUUAUGCUUUAUGCUUCAGACACCGUGUUGAUUGAGAGGAACAGUGGGAAAAGGCUUGAUCCCCUCACACAAGAGGUUUAUCACACAACCUUCGACUGGCCGAGUGAUCCCCUGGUACAGGAGCGGCUGGUGAAACCAGAGGAUCUGUCUGAACAAGAGGUGUCCAAGAAGCUGCUGGAAUAUCACAGAAACUUCCCUGAGGUUUUCCAGAUCUACCAGAAAGUUCUGAAGUCGAUCAAUGCAGACCAGCCUUCCGUGGAUGUGCUCUCCCAGGUUCUUACCUAUGUCCAGACACGGCACAGAUCAGCCGCCCCCUUUACCCCACGGAUCAUCUUUUGUGGCCCCCCAGGCAGUGGGAAGAGCCUGCAGGCAGCACUAAUAGCUCAGAAAUACGGUGUUGUCAACAUUUGCUGUGGGCAACUGCUAAAGGAAGCUGUUGCAGACAACACAAAUCUUGGAGAACUCAUUAAGCCUUACAUUGACAAUGGAUGGCCAGUCCCAGACAACCUUGUCCUGGAGCUCCUGACACAGCGCCUGAGCUCCCUCGAGUGCCUGACCGAUGGCUGGGUGCUCUCCGGCUUCCCCAGGGACAUCGAGCAGGCAGAGAAGCUGCAGAAAUCACAGAUUAACCCAAACAGGGUAUUUUUCUUUAAUCUGCCCUAUGAGUCCAUCAUGGAGCGACUGUCCCAGCGGAGGACGGAUCCCAUCACUGGGCAAAGGUACCACACCACAUUCAGACCAGCUCCCACCCCAGAGAUCCAGGCCCGGCUCAGGCAGAACCCCAGAGAUGAGGAAGAAAAUAUUGAGAAGCGCCUGGAAACCUAUUACAGCAAUGUCAAGGACCUGGAGGAUUUUUAUGAAGAGGCCUUUUAUGUCAAUGCUGACCAAGACCCUUAUGUUGUCUUUGAGUUCAUAGAAAGCUGUAUCAUUAAGCCCCUUCCAUGUAGGAAAUUUAGACAUUUGUAAUUAAAAAGGAUGGUUUCUGGAAGAGUUGAUUUUAAAUUUUUCCCUGUAAUAUUUGCAGUCUGGUUGCUGAAGUGGCAGGUUAUCACAAGGGAAGAGGAAGUCAGCCAAGCUGUGUUAAAUUUGGAGCUCACCAAGGCUGAGUGAAGUACAGAGAGUAAGAAACUGGGCUUUAGAGGAAAUUUUUUUGGCUUUUGCUUCAUGAUGUAAAGUAUGAAACACUGUGGUGAGGGAAGUCCUGUUUAAUUCAAAUAUCUUUUUCUCUUUCUGAAUAGUGGUUUUGUCUUAACUGUGCAAUACCCACGAAGCCAAUCUGGAGUAUUAAAGCUGUUAGAUGUG